AAGAAAGUUGGAAACCGGCGAAAAACGAAUUAAUUUUCAUGAAGAAUGAAAAAUUUGGAGAAAUUUCGUUUAAGCUGUUGGCAAGAAUGCCCUGAAGAUGUCAACGAACCGGUGGUAGACCGUACAACAAGUAAAAUGGCGUAAAAUAAUACAUAAAAUUAAUAUUUUUCCGUGUUUCGUGUUCACGUUUUUGUUUCUCUUUUUUUAUUGCUCACUGGUAUUUUUGGUUAAAAUUGGUUCAGAAUUGGGGAAAGGAUGAGCAGCAGGGCGAAGUCCCGACCUACAAAUACGGACGUUUGUGCCGAUUGUGGUGCUAACGAUCCCACUUGGGCUUCCGUUAAUCGAGGUAUAUUAUUAUGCGUCGAAUGUUGUUGUAUUCACCGUAAUCUUGGUAGACACAUUUCUCAAGUGAAAUCGUUACAUCAAAGUACAUGGAAUGGAAAUUUAUUAACGAUGGUCCAAACUUUAAAUAAUAGUGGAGUAAAUAAUAUGUGGGAACAUACAUUAUUAGAAAAUGGAUCAAAACUGAACAAAAAGAAACCAAAUCCAAGAGAUCCUUUAGAUACGAAAGCCGUUUUUAUUAAUGAAAAGCAUGAACAAUGUUUAUUUGUAUUCCGUCCUAAUAAUGAAGAUGGUCUUUUAUGCGUCGAAAAUGAAUUGGGUAAACAACUUCAUGCUAGUGUUCGCACUAACAAUUUGGAUACAUCAUUCAGACUAUUAAUCCAAGGGGCUGACCCAAAUUUUUUUCAUGAUGAAAAAGGAACCACACCUUUGCACGUAGCAGCUAAGAAAAAUCAAGUUUUACAAGCAGAAUUAUUAGUCGUUUAUGGAGCAGACCCUACAUACCCCGAUUUACAUGGAAAAACCCCUAUAGAUUAUGCAAAGCAAAAGGGUCAUAAAGAUUUAAUGAUUCGUUUAAUGGAAAUGCAAUAUGAAGUCACUGAUAAAUUGAGUGUUUAUUUGUGCCAGCGGAAACCAGAUCAUCAAAAUGGAGUUCAUUUUCUUAUUCCAAAUAAUGGACCAAAAUCUGAUCAAAUUAUUAAUAAUAAACUUAAAAAAUUACCAAACCGACUAUUUGAAGAAUUAGUUGCCGAUGUUUACGACGAAAUCGAUCGGAGAGAAAUCGAAGCGAUUUGGUUAAGUAGCUCAGAUUCGGUUAAAUUAAACGCAACACCGUUUCUUCCUGUUGAUAAAACAUUAUCGAGAACUCGAAAUCAAAGCAGACAAAAAUUAGGUAAAUUUCUGUCCCCCGAAUUAAGGGCUUUAGUUUACGAUAUUUUGGUUGACACGCAACGGCGAAUAAUUGCAUCGGAACGAGUUUCGUUAAUUAACAAAGGAAUUAAUUUACCGAAAUUGAGAGAAGUUUCGCAAUUAACUGAUGAUGAUCCACUUUAUGAUUCAGUCGCAUCAGAUGAUGAUUACGCCAUAGUUGCUGAUAAUGAAGACAAAAAUGAUAUUGAUGGAAAAAAUUUAAUAAGAAAAGACGAUAACGACAAUAUGUUUUGCUUAAAAGAAGAAAAAGUUGAAGUGGUUGAAUUAACGAAGAAAUUAGAAAUGUCUGAUACAAAAAUUUCAACUCUUCAACAAGAAGUGGUGAAUUUAAAGGCGGUUAUUGAGAAAUUAAAUUCGGAAAAUACUGAAUUAAGAACGCGAUUAUCGCACGCCGAAACGAAUUCGUUACAUAGUUUUAAUGGAAUUGAUAGUGGGUGUAGUUCCUUGGACGGGUUUUUAAGUGAAUCUAAAUUCGUUAACGGUCAAAUUCCAGCAUCUCCCGUUGAUUUAAGAAAUCGUAGACAAAUCCGUCCGUUAAGUAUGUACGAAACUCGCGAAGGCUUAAAAACCCCAAAUUGGCAGAAUAUAAAAAAUCAAUUAAAACAUAACACAGAAAAUCAAAUGCGGACAACAACGAGUUUAUACAACACAAAUUCAUACGGAAAUCCGAUUUUAUAUUGUACAGAACAAAUAACGAAAGCAAUUCAACAAUUGAUGCAAAGUGCUCAAGAUACAAAUGCUCGAGAUCAAUGUUUAACGCAAUCUGAGAAGAUUAAAGUGGCUGUUUUAGCGUUAGUUGCAAAUAUUCCGGUUGAAAAUAAAACUGAGGCAACUCGAAAUUUAUUGGAUAAUGUUUAUCGUUUACAGAGUGCUUGUUCAAAUUUUGUUAAAGCUAAUAAAACGGGGGAUCAACAACAAUCACAGUUAUGUUUUCAAGGGAUUAGAGAAUGGGCUUAUGAAAUAGCUAAAGAAACAAAACAGAUUGUUACAAAAUAUAAUAGUGGUUAAGGUGUAAUUAACAUAAAGAAAUAAGGAGGUGCAAUAAAAAUGAAGAAAGGAAGAAUCGAUAACGUUAUAGUAUUCUUUUUAAUAAUUUAAUAACAGUUUUAUUAAGUAAUGAGUCGCAAAAUUUGACUCAAAUAAUAUUCAAUUUAAUUUAAACAAAUUAAAUAAGGUUUUAUAUACACUGACUGAAUAAUUAAUAGAAAUCUAUAUUAUUAUUUACAAAAUAUAUUAUGUAUAAAGAAAGAGAAAAAAGUUAA
Molecule: messenger RNA, 2534 nt
Organism: Onthophagus taurus
Lineage: Eukaryota; Metazoa; Arthropoda; Insecta; Coleoptera; Scarabaeidae
Source: RefSeq, a predicted model, not a curated record